Messenger RNA from Hydra vulgaris (swiftwater hydra), 1743 nucleotides. RefSeq names its product radial spoke head protein 4 homolog A. Lineage: Eukaryota; Metazoa; Cnidaria; Hydrozoa; Anthoathecata; Hydridae. Gene Ontology annotation, cellular component: axoneme; radial spoke. The record is from RefSeq and is a predicted model, not a curated record. Gene Ontology annotation, biological process: axoneme assembly; cilium movement involved in cell motility; cilium assembly.
AAACGGGAGCCACCGUUUAAAUUUGGAGCCAUCGUUUACGGAAAAAAAAGAUCGCCGCAGCGUCGUAAAGUAACCAUGGAAUCGUGUUAUUAUUUACCAUACCUAGUGUGCCAAUAAUGCAAUAAAAUAGUUUUUAAAUUUAUUGCUUUACUUUAAAAAAAUGGAAAAUGUUUUAAAAGAUGCAGAUUUUGAAAAUCAGUUUAAAACUGCUAAGUCCUAUCUUUUAAAGUUAGGUCAAAAUUCACAAGUUACGUUGUAUGAUCAUUUAGUUGAUCUGAUUGCAGAUAUUCUUGAACGAAAGCCAGAUGUUGUUUCAAAUCUAUUAGAAGAAUGCAGCUGGAAUUUAAAAAGGAAAAGAUUUCAAAUGGAACGAGAUUGUCUACAGGAUAAACAGAAAGUUACAUCAAAAGUGGCUUAUGCUAAUUUGCAAAAAGGUCUAUUAAAUUUUCAAGAAAAAAUUGUCAAACAAAAUAAUCAAGACCACUGUGUUCUAGCUGAUAUCAUGGAGAAUGCAUAUUAUUUUGAGCAAGCUGGUGUUGGUUUAGGAAAAGAAGAAACUUUUCUUAUUUUUUUAGCACUUAGACAACUGAUUAAUACAUACAAGCUAAAAUCAUGCAGAUUUUGGGGUAAAAUUUUUGGCAUUCAUAAAAACUAUAUUGUUGCUGAAGUUGAACUUUAUGAAAAAGAAAAAACCAAUGAAGAUCAAAGUAAAGAGCGUCCAAGUUUACAUGAAUCAAAUGACAAUAAUUUUACAAAUCAACCAUCAUUAUCAAAAAAAAUAAUUGAAAUUCCUGAAGAAAAUGACGGUCAGGGUUGCAAUUCAAAAGUUUACUUUGUAUGUAAUGAUGCUGGUUCGUUAUGGCAACGUCUUCCUCCAGUUACACCUAAACAAAUUACAGUAGCUAGACAAGUUCGAAAACUAUUAACAGGAUAUUUAGAUGCUGAGGUUAUUUGUUAUCCGCCUUUUCCUGGAAAUGAAGCAAAUUUUCUACGUGCAACAAUAGCACGAAUUUCAGCAAGUACUCAUAUAAGUCCUCAAGGAUAUUAUAUGUUUGAAGAAAAUGAGGGUAAUGAUGAUGAAGAUGAUGGAAAAAGCGAUGCUGAAAAAGCAUUUGUUCAGAAUAUGGAGUUUGAAGGAAUUCCAAUCAGCGAUUUAUCAGAUCCUUCAAAUACAUUCUGGGUACAUCAUUGUCCUUACAUCUUACCACAGGGCCGAACUGUUUAUUUCAAUCCUAAUGCAAAUGUUUCCUUAAAUGCAUCAAAAGGUGAAGGUGGUGAAGAAGAAGGGGAAGAAGAAAUUUCAGAUGAUGAUGAAAUUCCAAUUGAAAUUGGGCCAAGUCUUUUAACAUCUGUUUCUGAAGAUAAAGGAAUUAAUUUGAUCCCUCCUUGGAGUGCAUCAAAAUCAGGUACUUUAUUCCAACAAUAUGCAAUUGCUGUUAUGCGCUCAAAUAUUUGGCCUGGUGCUUAUUCCUUUGCUGUUGAUAAAAUUUACUGCAAUAUUUACAUCGGUUAUGGGCUGAAGUAUUGUGAAGGUAAUUUCAACCCUGCUAUACCUCCGUCAGUACAAAACGAGUAUUCUGAUAUUCCUAAGGUAACAGAAUGUGACGAUCCAACUGUUGAACAAGAAAGAUCAGUUAAAGUUUUGGAAGAAGAAGUUGAAUCCAUGGAUGAAGAAGAAUCUGAUGACUCAGAAGAUGAUUACUGAAAUAAAGUUACUAACUUACAAAUGAAAAUUUUUUUGAA